UUCUUCUGUCGUUAUCCGUCGGCGGCUGGCGUAUCCUAGCAACAAAUUCUAACAAAAGUGAUGGAGAAAAGAUGGCGACGCAGGGGGAGAAAGACGCCGCGGAUUAUCUUCAGAAGCACAAAUUAAUGGAGCUUUUGGAAAACGUGACUAGCAUGCUCUUCUUUUACAGACCUGAAAACCCCAGAGAGUUUCUCAUUGAGCAGCUGAAGCAGCUGAAGCUUUCUCAACAGAGAGGAAUGAUGGGGCCAAAUCUUUUCAACAAGACCAACCUGGAUGCAGUCUUUGGGAUACUGGAUCCAGCUGGCAGGAAAUACAUCACUUUUGCCCAGUAUAAGCAAGCUCUGACCACCAUAGGUAUAAAAGACAUAAAUGAGUGCCCUGAAGGUGUAAAUGAGGACAGAAUAUCAGAAGAGACCUUCAAAACAGAAGCGAUGCAAGGCCUUCAGAGGUGCUCAGCAACAUACAUAUGACAAAGGCUGAAAUGUUAUUUAUGUUCAUUAUUUGGAUGUUGUCCGUGGAAUUGUUCUCUUUCUAUAGCUGUGUUUAGUAAAUGAGCUGGUUUUAUUUGAUUAUUGUUAUGAAACUGUUGUCCAUAUGUAUUAGCACCAUGCCUGGCACAGGAAGUGAUAAUAUGUCUACAGAACGGUGCAAAAGGUGCAUCUUUGAUCUGAUUAUAUGUACAGUCAUGUGCAUAUGUUUUAGGCACAUAGGACGCUAAGGGUUCAUUGCAGGGCCUGAGGGGCUUUAAUCUGGGCCAGGAGAGGGGAUGGAGGGCAGCCAUAGGCAAAUUUUGACACAUGUUGACACACACAUGUGUCACUUGGUAGCAAAAGACAAGCUCAAUGGCAUUGCUUUUGUCCUGGCCUUUUCACCCCUAGUGAUGCACGCAGAGACCUCUGGCAGUUUUCAGGCCCAUGGGACAUCUACAGCAUUACUGUAGCACUACCUGCCCACACAAUAUUGUAGGCCAUGUUCAUGCGCAUCAUGCACCCAUUACAUCGUUCUAAGGGUGUGGACUUAGUUAUUUUUCAACAAAUUAUUUCCCUAUGACCCUGAUGAUAUGGUAA
Molecule: messenger RNA, 1067 nt
Organism: Cheilinus undulatus (humphead wrasse)
Lineage: Eukaryota; Metazoa; Chordata; Actinopteri; Labriformes; Labridae
Gene: efcab10
Product: EF-hand calcium-binding domain-containing protein 10
Exons: 4
Coding region: 72-470 (132 amino acids)
Source: RefSeq, a predicted model, not a curated record